ACCCACUUCCGCAUUCCAUCUUCCCAUGAGCCCCUGCGUCACCAUCGACCAGCCAGUAUCUUCCCCUCAUAACAGCUUUGUACAUGUACACACGUGUGGAGUUAUAACAUCGUUCUCUCGUUUUAAGGUCUCCGUUAAGGUGUGUGAAGAUGAGUGAUGAGGUGGAGCGGCUGCUCAUCCAUUUCCAGGACGAGAAUGGGAAGUUUCUUGGUUCCCCUUUCGAUGUUCCCGUCGACAUCACUCCUGAGAAACUACAGCUGGUCUGCAAUGCAUUGCUGCAAAAGGAGGAGGCUGUGCCGCUGGCGUUUUACGCCCGUGGCGAUACCGAGAUUGUGUCCAGCUUGAGUGUCUGCGUCAAAGAGCUGGCAUGGGAGACCGAGCGGGUGCUGCCAGUGAUGUAUCAGCCCCAGGCCGUGUUCCGGGUCCGAGCUGUCACCCGCUGCACCAGCAGUCUCCAGGGGCAUACUGAAGCCGUCAUCUCCACCGCUUUCAGUCCCACUGGAAAAUAUUUGGCCAGCGGGUCAGGUGACACCACGGUGCGCUUUUGGGACUUGAUGACCGAGACGCCGCAUUACACCGCCAAAGGGCACUCACAUUGGGUUCUCAGCAUCGCCUGGUCACCUGAUGGCAAGAAACUUGCAUCAGGAUGCAAAAACAGUCAGAUCUUUCUGUGGAAUCCAGUGACAGGCACACAAAUUGGGAAGACCCUGACCGGACACAGUAAAUGGAUCACCUGGCUUUGCUGGGAACCUCUCCACCUCAAUGCCGAGUGCCGCUACUUGGCGAGCAGCUCCAAAGAUGGGUCGGUGCGCAUCUGGGACGUGGUACUCGGCCGCUGCGACAAGAUCCUGACGGGCCACACGCAGUCGGUCACUUGCGUCAAGUGGGGCGGCGAUGGACUCCUGUACACCUCAUCGCAGGACAGGACCGUGAAAGUGUGGCGGGCCAAAGACGGUGUCCAGUGCAGGACGCUGCAGGGUCACGCUCAUUGGGUCAACACGUUGGCUCUCAGCACCGACUACGUGCUAAGGACAGGCGCCUUUGAACCGGCAAGCGCCACCGUCAACCCACAGGACCUCACCGGAUCACUGGACGAACUAAAGGACAAAGCCUUGCAGAGAUACAAUAAUGUUCGGGGUUCCAACCCGGAACGCUUGGUGUCAGGCUCUGACGACUUCACCUUGUUCCUGUGGAACCCGGCUGAGGACAAGAAGCCUCUGGCCCGGAUGACGGGCCACAGCGCUCUGGUCAACGAGGUGCUUUUCUCCCCUGACACCCGGCUGCUGGCCUCGGCUUCCUUCGACAAGUCGGUCAAAAUCUGGGACGGCCGCACUGGAAAAUACUUGAUGUCUCUCCGUGGCCACGUGGGCUCCGUGUAUCAGGUGGCCUGGUCAGCCGACAGCCGGCUGCUCGUGAGCGGCAGCAGUGACAGCACGCUCAAAGUUUGGGAUGUCAAGAGCGGGAAGCUCAACAUGGAUCUUCCCGGUCACGCAGAUGAGGUGUUUGCUGUGGACUGGAGUCCUGACGGACAACGAGUGGCCAGUGGCGGUAAAGACAAAUGCCUCCGAAUAUGGAGACGAUAACUGUAAUGCCCACGACCUCCAUUUACUUCCCACCAAGAGAUCUAAAAGGCAGAGUCAAGAUGCCUCCUAGUCAAUUUGGUGUUAAAAAGCGUCGUCACGGCGCAUCACCGACACAAACAAGGUCAGAAUAUGAAAACUUUGACUCGGGUGGCACAUGUACGUAACAGUUGGGACUGCUUACAACUCCCCCCCACCCUCUACCUUUAUCUCCUCCCCACCUCAAAGCCUCAACCCGUGGAGCUCCUCAGCACUGCAGUGAAGCCAACUGGCGCACGCAGUCAACCCCCAAUUACUCCCAUAAAUAACGUGUACACCGCAGGUUUUCCAUUUGUCACCAGCAACGUUUAUUACACCGUGAAAACCUCUGUUUUCUGAUGUCUUUUUUUUAACAGUCGAAACGAUUGCACAGCUUAGUCACAUACUCAACACACACAGGUAACAACAUUCAGAUGCACAACGUGGUCUCAUGUUUGGCAAAAAAAAAAAAAAAAAAGGACUCAAAAGGCUUUAUCUGUGCAAGGCAGAGUGGUUUUAAAUACUCGUGUUUUCACAGUAAGCCCCAAAUGUGUGCUCUCGACCCCAAAAGUAGAACGAGGAUGAUAAGUGUAAAAAAUGAUUCGGUUAAACUGAUAACAUUUACAAAACAUAAAACCCAAUGAUGAUAAGAUCAAUGGUGUGACUUCUUAAAGCUAUAUGUGCUAACUGGCUACUACAGCUAUCGCCAUGUUUCCUGAUUAGCUUUGCAGGAUAGAAUUCAACAGAACAGUGAGACAAUGAACAAGGCAGAUGCCCUUAGCAUGAGGCUAACAGACAAGUUUUGUCCCCCCCCCAAAAAAAAAAAAUAACAAAAGCGUCAAUCAAAUUAGUGGUGACAAAAAGUCUGUUAGCUUGAAAAAAAGACUUCCUGUGUGAGUUUAAAACUGCCACCAUUAUCAUUGGUUCUUCCCUAACCCAAAGACACAUUUGUGGUUUCAGAGCGAAGUGCUCGCCCCUACGUACAGUAAAAUUAAUACAAAGUAAAAAUAUGAAAACGCAUUCGGACAAUCAAUAAAGGUAUGCACUAGACAA
Molecule: messenger RNA, 2651 nt
Organism: Syngnathoides biaculeatus (alligator pipefish)
Lineage: Eukaryota; Metazoa; Chordata; Actinopteri; Syngnathiformes; Syngnathidae
Gene: nle1
Product: notchless homolog 1 (Drosophila)
Exons: 13
Coding region: 150-1583 (477 amino acids)
Biological process (GO): ribosomal large subunit assembly; Notch signaling pathway
Cellular component (GO): nucleolus
Molecular function (GO): protein binding
Source: RefSeq, a predicted model, not a curated record